Molecule: messenger RNA, 1056 nt
Organism: Carica papaya (papaya)
Lineage: Eukaryota; Viridiplantae; Streptophyta; Magnoliopsida; Brassicales; Caricaceae
Product: auxin-induced protein 22D-like
Biological process (GO): regulation of DNA-templated transcription
Cellular component (GO): nucleus
Source: RefSeq, a predicted model, not a curated record
CACAACUUUGUGGACUUCCUUUUGGCCAACCACACAAGCUUUUUCUGCUCCAAACAUUCACUCUUCGCCUUCAAUUUUCCAAGAGCAAAUCCAUAAACCCAAAAAAUUCCUGUAAAUAUCAUCAACCCCAGAAAUCUACAGGGUCUGUUUUGGUUGUUUCUAUUGAGUUUCAGAAGAGAAAAUCGAUAAUCAUGGCGUUUUCUGAUGAUCAUCGUGAUCUAAACCUUGAAGCCACAGAGCUCAGAUUAGGUCUCCCGGGCACCAAUGAAGAUAAUCAGAAGUCCAUGAUCAUGGACAAGAAUAAGCAGUUUAUGAAGAUCAACAACAAAAGAUCAGCUCUGGUUCUUGAUAUCAAUGGUGAGGAAGAUGAAGAUCAGCCUGAUCAGUCCAAUCAUGGAGAUCAGAAUAAUCCCAGUACUUUAUCUUCACUCACCCAGAACUGUCACCAAGAAUCACCCCCACCCACCAAGGCACAAGUUGUGGGGUGGCCGCCGAUCAGAUCCUACAGGAAAAAUUGUUUUCAGGGAAAGAAAAAAGAUCAGCUGGAGACGACGGCCGGAAUCUAUGUGAAAGUGAGCAUGGAUGGUGCUCCUUACUUGAGAAAGAUUGAUUUGAAGGUGUAUAACAAUUACUCUGAUCUGCUUAAAGCUUUGGAGGACAUGUUCAAGUUUCGAGUUGGAUCUGAAUUUGCACCAACUUAUGAAGACAAAGAUGGUGACUGGAUGCUUCUUGGAGAUGUUCCAUGGACCAUGUUCAUAAAUUCUUGCAAGAGGCUGAGGAUCAUGAAAGGCUCAGAGGCUAGAGGCUUGCAGGGUUGUGCUGUGUAAAUAAAUGAAUGAUUAAUUAAUGUUAAUUAAUUACUUAAAAUUAAUUUCUCUGAAGGAGGAGAUCUAAUGAAGAUCAGAUCAAGAUUAAGCUCUUUGUGAAGAAAUUAAUUUUGGAAGCUGAAAUUAUAAUUAACAAAGUUAAUUAGUUGGAUUAGAUUUUGUUAGGCACAAGAUUUGCCAAACUUCUUGUAUAGAUCUUUUUUUUUUUUUUUUCCAUUAUUUGUCUUAA